Rotaria sp. Silwood1 is the source of this 888-nucleotide messenger RNA. The record is from the annotation of a GenBank genome assembly. NCBI's taxonomy places the organism in Eukaryota, Metazoa, Rotifera, Eurotatoria, Philodinida, Philodinidae.
AUGGCAAGAUCAAAUUCAAUGAAAAAACAAUUGUCAACAUGUACAAUCAAAUCGUGUAAUGAGGAUAAAAUAAUCAAUUAUAAAGCUGCAUGGGUAUUACAAGAAAAUAAUAUUCACCUUCUAAAUGCUCAACGUGCAAUGAUUCGAGAAUUAAUUGAUAUUUUAUCGAAAUCUUCGACUGAUAUAAAAGAAUGGCAAAAUAAAUGGCAUAACUUUGUUGCAGAUAAUGAAGAAAAAUUAACGCCAUAUGAAAAUUUAUGGCUCAUUUUCGAUUCUGCUGUUUCUUCUAUUGAUUAUUUUAUAGAAAAAACUGAUGAUAUUAUUGAAAAUUUAAAAACUGUUCGAAGUUCAAUCCCAAAUGAAAAACCUCAUCAAUUAUUAAGAGAUAAAAUUCGACAAAUGCAAUCUACUUUAAAUAAAUUGUCUGAAGAAAUAAAUGAGUUGAAAAUACACGAAGUUGAGCUUCGAUAUGAAAUAAACGAACGAUUAACUCGUCCAUGGGGUAGCACAUUAAGAAAAAAUGCUUUUCGAGCACAUCAAAAUAAUCCAUAUGAAGAAUUAAAAAAUAUAUCAAAAUCGAUCAAAGAUAAAGACAAAUCAUUUAAAAAUGAAGAAAAAAGAUUUUAUCGAAAAGUAGCUAAAAUUAUCAAACAAAAUACAACGACUACAUUAAAAUUAAAUCUAUCAAUGAAAAAACAAUUUAUUGCUUUUGUUAAGUCAUUUGAUAUAUAUCCUGAGCAAUUUAAAAAAGCAUUAGCACAAUGUGAUCCCAAAAAAGAUCUCAAUCAAUGGAAAGAAAAUAUUCUUCACAAAAAUCCUGAACAAUCAUUCGAAUUUUCAGCUGAAGAAGAAGAUUAUGAUGGUCAGAAAACCUCUCAACGUCUAUAA